Messenger RNA from Anopheles maculipalpis, 309 nucleotides. RefSeq names its product serine palmitoyltransferase small subunit A. The coding region runs from base 45 to 305 and encodes 86 amino acids. Gene Ontology annotation, biological process: ceramide biosynthetic process. Gene Ontology annotation, molecular function: serine C-palmitoyltransferase activity. The transcript is spliced from 2 exons. Gene Ontology annotation, cellular component: serine palmitoyltransferase complex. NCBI's taxonomy places the organism in Eukaryota, Metazoa, Arthropoda, Insecta, Diptera, Culicidae. The record is from RefSeq and is a predicted model, not a curated record.
AAGUGUUGGCAUUGUAUCAGCUAGUGCUAGUGAACGCUGCAACUAUGUUCCGUAAAAUAUGGAAAUCGAUUACAUCCGUGUAUCUGCUGUACGAACUGAACACCUGCAUAUACAUGUUGGAUCCGUGGGAAAAGCGCUUCGUCAAUGCUUUCAUAUUUGCCAUUUUAGGACUGCUUAUCUUCUCCAGUUACACUUUCCUUCCGGGCUACACUCGAAAGCUGGUUAAUGCUUUCCUUCCUGCCCAUUCCGCGCUGGCCGAUCUCGACCUGGACCAUCAACGGUCAAUGGAGUUAAACAUACACUGACCGU